Messenger RNA from Esox lucius (northern pike), 1829 nucleotides. It is a transcript of the gene asz1, whose product is annotated as ankyrin repeat, SAM and basic leucine zipper domain containing 1. Gene Ontology annotation, cellular component: pi-body. The transcript has 14 exons. Gene Ontology annotation, biological process: piRNA processing. Gene Ontology annotation, molecular function: protein binding. The coding region runs from base 135 to 1565 and encodes 476 amino acids. Lineage: Eukaryota; Metazoa; Chordata; Actinopteri; Esociformes; Esocidae. The record is from RefSeq and is a predicted model, not a curated record.
AUAAUGGGUUGAGCAAAUCAAAUGGAAACGGUGUCCUCUCAAAGACGUCAUACGAAAACCCUAUUGUUCACUGCUGUUUACAAACAGGUUUUCCCAGAGCACCUUCAGUUGCAGAGAAAAUACGAGAAGCCAUCAUGCCCUACGAGGUGGAAUAUGCGUUUCCUGCAGGAGACGAAAGCGAUGGGAGCAACGAUGAGUGGGACCUUGGAUUUUCCAAGUCUAAAAGGAACACAUUAAUGAAGACGGAUGCAGUGGUCAUAGCAGAUGCGGACGACGUCUCCACCUUGAAGAGAGCCAUCAACAUUGGAGACACCCAGCUGGUUCAACAGCUGUUGGACAAUGGCCUGGACGUUGAGACUAGACUGGGGUUUGAGUGGACACCUCUGAUGUAUGCUGUGCACAUGGCUAACUAUGACAUUACUAAGCUGCUGCUGGACAGAGGAGCCAGUGCCAACUUCAGUAGGGACCAGCACACUGUACUGAUGGCCGCAUGCACAGCUUCCGCCAGUGAAGACAAGAUGGUCAGGUGUGUGGAGCUGCUGCUGUCCAGAAACGCUGACCCCAACACAUUCAACAGAUCUCACAUGACGUCUCUGAUGCUGGCGUCCCGGGACGGCCAUAGUCGUGUGAUCAACCUGCUGGCGUCUCACGGGGCCGAGGUGAAUUCCCAGGAUGAAAACGGGUACACGGCCCUAGCGUUCGCGGUGCAGUACGGCAGAGAAGAGGCGGUCCUUAAGUUGCUCCAGCUGGGAGCCGACAAGAAAAUCAAGACCAAAGCUGGCAAGAGUGCCGCCGACUUAGCCAAGGUGUUCAAACAUCCACAGAUUGCCAGGAUUCUGGCCUCCCAAGGCAAUUCCCUCACUAAUGGGCUAUUAACCAGCUCCAAGGAUGAGACCCUCUUCAAGUUCUUCAAGAGGGACCCCAAUCCUCCUGCUCCUUCCAAGGAGAGUCUGUCCAAGCUGUGUGACAUCGAGCUGCUUCUGCACGGCCUCAACCUGGAGUACCUCUCUGACAUCAUGCUAGAAAAUGACAUUACUUGGAGCCAGCUAUUGACCAUGGAGCAAGAGGACCUAGAGAAGAUUGGUAUCUCCGACCCUGAGGACCAGCAGAAGGUCCUGAGUUCAUUACAGGAGAUGCGUCUGGACCAGGUGGACCUGGAAACACUCAACCGUCUCCAGAACAUGGACACCGGGAGUGAGGAGCUGUAUACCUUCCUAAUCAGCCUGAGACAGCAGUGCUGCUACCUGACAGAGACGGUGCAGGACGUCAUCAGCCGCUUCCCCCGCCGAGCCUCAGAGCUGGUGUUGUCCCUGGAUCCCAACAAGGAGGCCCAGGCCAUCUGUAAUGAGCUGGUGGCACAAACUGGGGACCUGCAGAAAGAGGUCACCUGCCUGAGGAACCUGCUGCACAAGAUGGACCCGGCCGGAGAUUCCUGCCUGCUUCCCCAACCUGGUUCCCACGGUGACUGGAGGAGAUGGGUCCUGAAGGCGACUGCACUGAGCAUGCUCGGAGCAGGCCUGCUGUUUGCCCUGUCCAGAGGCAAGAGUAUCUGGGUUUACCUAUAGUCACCACCAUGCGCCAAAACACUCAAUCACGUAUAUUGGAUAAAUAGUCGUAGGUUAUCAAUCAAUUAGCGUAAUUGUUUCAGUUGACAUUUCUGUUUGAGGAAUUAUGACAAAUAUAAAUAUCUAAAAUGCAGAAGUUUAAGGAAGGUUACAUUUUCCACUGAGGUUCCAUAGUUUUUUGUUGUUGUUUUUUUACUUUAUUAUUGAUUGAUAUUGUACUUAAUUGUUUAUGAAUAAAAAACCUGUUGGUAUCCAGCAUUAGGU